ACAGUAUGGACGUCAAUAUGUCUUAAAAAUAGUUUGUAAGUGCUUAAUUGUUUGUUUCUUUGUUGUUAUCAAUGAAAUCUAACAAGACAAUGUAAUUUUUAUUUAACAGUGAUAAUUUCUGUAGUGUUUUAGUGUAGUGUUAUUGUUUCAAAAUGAAAGUUGUUGAAGCUAAAAUCGUCGUUCUGGGCUCGCAAGGCGUCGGCAAAACAAGUCUUGUGGUACGUUACAUAGGCAAGAUGUUCUCAAAGCACAUUUCGCCCACCAUCGGAGCCUCGUUCUUCACAUGCAACAUCAACCUCGAAGAUGCGAGAAUUAAACUCCAGGUAUGGGACACAGCCGGCCAAGAGAGGUUCCGGUCCAUGGCUCCCAUGUACUACAGGAACGCGAACGCAGCUCUACUGGUCUACGAUAUCACCAGCGCGAACAGCUUCGCCUCCAUCAAGGGCUGGGUCAAGGAGUUGCAGAGUAACGUACCGGACCCAAUGAUACUCUCGCUGGUGGGCAACAAGUGUGACCUGGAGUCAUGUCGCGCGGUCACACAGAGCGAGGCGUCGCAGUACGCGGCCUCCAUCGGGGCCGCUUACUGCGAAACGUCCGCGCUGCACGACCAGGGUAUAGACCAAGUGUUCCUGAACACGGCGUCGGAACUCUUGACGCUGUCCUCGUCCAGCCUCGUCGCCUCUCUGCGCUCCUACGACUCGACGGAAUACGAUGAGAAGUUACCCAUAGGUAUUCCGUCAGAAGAAAAGGCGACACACACGGGGAAGAUAGAGCUCCCGGCGUGGAGUGGGGGGGACGUCAAACACGGGGAGACGCAGCGGAACCUGUGCUGCUAGCGCUCGCACUGACCAUCAGCUAUACCUCGAAGCACAUUGCGUGCGAAUUAUACACUAACUAUUGUAUAUAUCAUGUCUGUAAUUACACCGGUAUACCUUUUAUCCACUCGUGUUGCGUGGUGGUGGCCUCAAAACUCUUCAAGUCGAAGCUUUUGAAACACAGGACACUUAAAAAACGAUAUAGCUUAUUAAUGACAGAUAAUUUUAUUGAUAUUUAAAGAAACGAUUCGUAUAAAUUGUCUCACGAUAUGAAAUCAAGUUAUAGUUGUUUGCAGUUUCUCGUCAAUGACUUUAAAUUAAACAAUAUAUAUCAAUAAAUUAAUUGUUUAUAUCGUAAUACAUAUGGUAUACGCGGCGCAUGUUUGUGAAGCUCCCAGUCGGCAUGUUUUUUUACAAAAUCUUCACCAAUCAUCGUCAUAUUUCAGACAAUUUACAGAAAACAUUAAUGUAUGAUACGCCUAAACCUUUCUUAUGAAACACUCUGUUCAUUGGUGAAAACCGUAUGAAAAUCCUUGAAAAAUCUUGCCGUAUUAAUUAUAAUUAUUUUAUACAUUCCUAUAAAUAAUCUAAUAUUAAGUUCUUUUGAAUAUUUAUUAAUAAAAAUAACCAAUAAAAUAGUAUAUUUCGUUUUUAAAAACUGACCUUAUAUACUUUUUACAAUAUGGCAGCUGACGUCAGCAAUAUUUUUAUGGCGUGAAGUAAAAUUCUUAUAUGUUUACAUGUUUAAACCGAACUAUUAUAUUAUCCUUAAGGUCUUUAAGGCCUUUUAUCCUGAUUAGCAGAUUGUAUAUAAGAAAAUUUAAAACAUUUUUAUCUAGCGAACUAAACUAGUUGCCAAUACAAAACUAAACUAAAUUAGUUAUAUAUUAUAGUGCACAAGUGUGUGCGCAAGCACAAGUGCACUCUCUAUUCCCUAGCUCACAUAAUCCGAUGGGACGGAAAUCCGACACGACCGGAAAGAGUUCAGGCACAAGACCAACGCUUUACGUGCUUUCCGAGGCACGGGGUAUACACACUUCCAACUUCGUGACCCCGAGCUGCUACUGAGAAUUUUCUGAAAGAAAAACUCAAUAACUUUUUAUUGGCCCGACCCGGGAAUCGAACCUCUGGGUCAACGGCCUUAUCAAUCCUACUUAUAUUAUAUAAAUGUUUGUGGUAUAGGUUAUUUGUUAUUCAAUAUUACCUAAACUAUACGGAUUCUUAUAAAAUCGAUUGUAUAAUAAACUGAACAUAAAAUUAGCUGAAACUCAUAGUAAUGUAAUGAAAUACACGAACCAUUUGAAAAUACUUUUUAUAAUUUUUAUUACCAAUAUAUUAUUAUAUAAUCUAAAUAACUAAUC
This is a messenger RNA of Nymphalis io (European peacock), 2176 nucleotides long. RefSeq names its product ras-related protein Rab-31 (gene RabX1). The transcript is spliced from 6 exons. Gene Ontology annotation, molecular function: GTPase activity; GTP binding. NCBI's taxonomy places the organism in Eukaryota, Metazoa, Arthropoda, Insecta, Lepidoptera, Nymphalidae. The coding region runs from base 153 to 836 and encodes 227 amino acids. The record is from RefSeq and is a predicted model, not a curated record.